Messenger RNA from Panicum virgatum (switchgrass), 1418 nucleotides. RefSeq names its product glycine-rich RNA-binding protein RZ1C-like. The transcript has 3 exons. Lineage: Eukaryota; Viridiplantae; Streptophyta; Magnoliopsida; Poales; Poaceae. Gene Ontology annotation, molecular function: zinc ion binding; RNA binding. The record is from RefSeq and is a predicted model, not a curated record. Bases 200 to 1117 code for a protein of 305 amino acids.
CUAACGGACGACACGUGCCUGUCCCGUGAUGCCCGUUCCCGAGAUAUAUAGGACGCUCCUGAUUCCUCCUCUCUCUCCACUUCUUCUCUCUCUGAACCCUAACGCCUCGACCCGAGCAAUCCCUAGGUCUCCGCGCGAGGUUCCCCGUGCAGGUGGUGGCGGCGGGCGGCGAGGGGAUUUCGAUUUGAUUUGACCCGGGAUGGCGGAGGAUAAGGUGGGACGGAUCUUCGUGGGCGGGCUGUCGUGGGACACCACGGAGAGCACGCUCACGCGCACCUUCAGCCAGUACGGCAAGGUCAUCGACUCGCAGGUUGUAGUGGAAAGGGACACAGGCCGCUCCAGGGGAUUUGGAUUUGUCACAUUUUCAGAACCUCGGGCUGUGGAUGCUGCCAUUCGGGGAAUGCAUAAUGGAGAACUGGAUGGUCGAAAUAUCUCUGUGAACAAAGCUCAGCCUAGGAACUCGGAUGAUGGCUAUGGCUAUGGUGGUGGUGGUGGUGGUGGUGGUGGUGGUGGUGGUUACUCAUCUGGUGCUAGAGGUGGAUAUCGCAGUGGAGGUGAUGUAGUUCCAGCUGCGAGUGAUGAUUGCUUCAAAUGUGGCCGCCCUGGACAUUGGGCUCGUGAAUGCCCUUAUUCAGAUGGAGGUGGUAGAACUGGAAGGUACUCUCCAGCUUCAAGGUAUGGUGGUGGCACUGGGGGACGUGGUGACCGCUUUGGUGGAACAGAUCGUUUUGCUCACUAUGAUGAUGAUCGAUAUGAUGGUGGGCGCUACAUGGACAGCAGGGAUACAUAUUAUGGUGCUGGGCGUGAUCGCUAUGCUAGUGAUCGCUAUGCACCAGCAGCAGAUCGUUAUUCUGGUGACAAGUAUAGUGGUGCAGAUCGUUAUGCAUCAAGUGGCUUUGCUAGGGAAAGGAGCUACGAAAGAGAUGGAGGGCGGUCCAGCGGAGGUUACUACCGUGAUGAACCUAGGGGCACUGGUGGGUAUGGCAGAGGUGGUUCACGCGUAGGGGGUGGUGCUGGUGGGCCUGCUCGCUUUGGUGGGGGUUACCGUGAUAGACCCGCGCCAUAUGACCGUCCUAGCAGGGGAGCUGGAGCUCGUGCUUAUGAUGAUCGCUACUGAAGGUUACCUUGCAGCAGAACAGAGGCAUCUAGUGUGUUUCCGUUAUGAGUCAGUAUUUAUAUUUCGCUAUAUUGAUGCUUCAACCCUGUGUUAUUUGGCAGUGCAGUUUGUUUUAUUAGUCUGAAGACAAUCAUUUCAGUACUUGAAUUAUUAGUUUGUUGGUACAAUAAUCUGUAGGCAGUGUGAUCCUGGUUCCUUCGUCAUGUUUUGUAAUUACUUUGCAGUACUGAAUAUUUGUGUAGUUCUGUUGAACUCAUUUGCAGUAUGUGAUCUUUGAAUGUCUUCAGUCCUGCUUAUUGUC